Messenger RNA from Schizophyllum commune H4-8, 2742 nucleotides. RefSeq lists its product as uncharacterized. The transcript is spliced from 2 exons. Lineage: Eukaryota; Fungi; Basidiomycota; Agaricomycetes; Agaricales; Schizophyllaceae. Bases 1 to 2742 code for a protein of 913 amino acids. The record is from RefSeq and is a predicted model, not a curated record.
AUGAAUUUCACGAGGAAGCAAACAUAUGAGUGCUACCUUUGGGAAGGCCAGGUCGUAUCCAAGCCGCGCAACCUACCAGCACUGUCCCCCACGCAUGCGCGAGUGCCGGACGAGGGAACGCUUCCGAUCGAACUCACGAUCACGCAGAGGCCGUCGCAGGUAUACCCCUACAUACCAAUGUGUCUACGAGACAUGGACGACGUGAAGGACCCCAUCCUUGGCACGCUAUCGCUUCUGCCGACUGCCAUUGUUGGCGUUAACGGUAGCAUGCAGCUCGCGAACGACAUUAUCGUGCAGUGGAUUGACUUGGAGUUCCGGCUGAUAGCCAUUCGCGAUGCUCUCCUCAAGCACAGCGCGGAUGGGACUAGGCCUCUGCAGUACAGGUCCUGCCGUCUUCCGACAUCGUGCGGGUACCGCUGCAAGUUCCGCACGCGCAACGCUGUGUGGAAGGUUGCUGCGCAUACCAGGGACGCUUUCGCCAUUCUCAUCGGCGAGUGUUAUUACUUGGCUAUCAUGAAUCCGUGCGUGUUGGACAACAGCGGCUACAUUCACGAGGGCACUUUUCGCGAAAUGCUCAUAAACAGCGAUAUCGAUAUUCAUCCCGCCUGGGUCUCCCACUUCGUCAGCGUCGUUCUUCGCAAACCUGUCGCAGGUGUAUUAGCUUCGAUGUUGGACUUCGAGCACUGCUUCUGGCUCGCGAGGCUUAUCCACGUCGCUCCUGUUUACAUCUGGUGGGGCACCCUGGAGACGACUAUGAAGGUGGUUGACGGUGAUCGCCGUCUACCUGCUGUCCUACGGAAGUUCGUGCCGUCUGCAGAAGACGUCAAGCGCCUAUCUGAUGGGUCUGCACACGAGGUGCAAAAGGACGCCGGCCCACCCACUUCGCAGGGUCACUUCGAGACAUACGACGCUUUCAUCCGUCGUAGAAGGGAAUGGUACGAGCGUACUGCUCGCUUCGUUCUUCCUAGUCGCGGACAUGUCGGGAUCAUCCAGGCGUUCGAAUGGAUCCAGGAUAGCACUGGCGCAAUGAGGAGGGAGCCCGUGCCUGCGCAUCUCUUCCACGCUGCGAUGAAUUGGUACGAAGACACGGAGAAGAUGUUCGACCAUACGCGGUCGGAAUGGGAUCUCUGCUGGCACCAGUACCAGACAAAGGUGGAGAUGUUUUCUACGACGAUAGGCGUGGUUCAUCACGAGAGCGAGGGGGGGGGAGAGGACCUGCGGUUGCCUGAUAGGAUGCUUCCGGACAUGGAGUCACUUGGUUUGACGGAGGAGCACCAGCGCAGCCGUUUGUGCUGGACGGCGAACGCGUUAGUGCGUAUCUCAGUCGAUAUCGAGGUCGCCCUUGCGAUGCGGUACGGGUAUAGGACAUUCAUGGACGUCAACGGUCCGCAAGUGACGCAGCCGAAAGAGAAGACGAUACCGUGGCUUGUUGGAGAAGGCAUGCGAGCGUCGGUACCUCUCAAUCCGACGGUUAAUAUGCCAGACGACAUCAACCACCUCCGUUUAUUCGCGCAGACACUGUCGCGUGCCGCGAAGGGGGAAGAGCCACCUGAGUAUGCUUCACUCGUUGUGGAUUUGUUCUGUGAUCAAUCGUGGCGAGCGUGGGCGGACGAUGCAUCCGCUCCGUUUUCCGUCUGCACUGUUCACGAUCAAGGGAACUUCCAGGCAUAUGCAUUCUCGUUCGCGCAGGAGCUGUCGCCGCCAUACACUGUGGCGACGUAUGAUCCUGCUGUUGCUCUAAUGCUUCAACGCAUGGCUGCAGACAUUCAUUCGCAGGAGCAGCUGGCGGCGAGGGCUCUUGAUCUCGGUUGCUCAAUUCUUCUUCUGCGUCGUAUCUCCGAGGACAAGGAGAGCGGAAGUGAUGAGGAGGAAGAUGAUGUCGAGGACGCGGAUGCGGAGGACACGUCGGAGGAUGAUGAAGAUUACGAUGGUGAUCCAUGGACGACAAAAGAUACUUUGCUCAGCACGCAUGUGUCAAACGAAACGGAGAACUCGUCGACGUCGCAUAGCGCUCGUGGUCUUGACAUUCCACCUCAUCUCGACGCAUCGUCCCGGCGACCACAAGAGCCAGUCACAAGGCCAACGAAGCCAAGUGGUCACAAAGCCAGGAAUGUGAAGAAAGGUGCCAUUCGUCCUCUCAGAGUGGGACCCGCACCUGGCUUGGGAUGGCGAGAAUAUGGCUAUAGGUUUGACCACGUUGACGUUGGGGAUUAUCUGAGGUGCCGGCGUGAGUAUUUCACCGUCGAGCGCGCGUCCGCCAUGUGGAGACGCGGAGGAAUAUUAGGCAGACUCGCGCAGGACCUGUAUUCGAGGAGGGACAUGUUGUCAGCGGUCGGCCAGUCGGUGUCGUCGAAGCGUCCUUUGUCCAUCUUCGUCUUCCAGGAUGGGAGCAAGUGGGGGGACGAUAUGUUGACGGAGAAGGCGGAAAAUGUGAUGAUAGGAGCAUUCUUUGCGGCGAACAGCCCUGUCGACCGCUUCAACACGCGAAAGGUGUCGUUCUGGCCCACGGAAGCGGUGUUCGGAAGGAAAGGACCGAAAUGUGGUGUUUGGACACGCGAUGCAGAGGAGUGGUAUACGCAACGCAGGGAGAUGCUGCACGGCGCAGGUCAGCAGGGGUUCAACGCGAGUGAAUGGCCCGACAAGCUUCACUUCGCGUCAAGCGCAAACAAAUUGCACCAGGGCGCCUGCGCUUUGGCCGCGGACUUCAUCAUGAACCAUCCGGACAUAUAUCGCCCGCUGUGA